Messenger RNA from Thalassophryne amazonica, 1829 nucleotides. It is a transcript of the gene dusp2, whose product is annotated as dual specificity phosphatase 2. Gene Ontology annotation, cellular component: nucleus; cytoplasm. Gene Ontology annotation, biological process: negative regulation of MAPK cascade; protein dephosphorylation; endoderm formation. NCBI's taxonomy places the organism in Eukaryota, Metazoa, Chordata, Actinopteri, Batrachoidiformes, Batrachoididae. Gene Ontology annotation, molecular function: MAP kinase tyrosine/serine/threonine phosphatase activity; protein tyrosine/threonine phosphatase activity. The record is from RefSeq and is a predicted model, not a curated record. The coding region runs from base 145 to 1092 and encodes 315 amino acids. The transcript has 4 exons.
UUCAAGCGGAUCACACUACUCUUAUUUAUUGUACAAUUCAACUUUAAUAAUAAUAAUAAUAAUAAUAAUAAUAAUAAUAAUAAAAUACAACUUAUAUUGUGUUUAGAAUUACAUUUAGAUUUAUUGAUAUUUGAGCUUUUCAUCAUGAUUUACAGCAGGGAUCCAUUGGAAAUCAAUGGCAGCGAGCUGGUUCACAUCCUGAGCACCUCCUGCAGGGAGCAGUGCUCCUCUGCUGCAGGCUGGGUGUUGCUGGACUGCAGACCUUUCCUGGACUUUUCUCUGGCGCGCAUCUGCGAGGCGCGUAAUGUCAACUGGAACUCCAUGCUGCGCCGCAGGUCCAAAAGUUCUGUGGUGUGUCUGGAGUGGCUGAUCCCUGACAAAGCGCUCCUUGGGCGGCUGCGGCGCGGGGAGCUGUCUCCUGUGGUGGUGGUGGACGAGAGGAGCAGCUCGGUGUCGGAGCUGAAGUCGGAGAGCCUGGCGUGCAUGCUGCUCAGCGCACUGCUCAGCGAGACCCAGUCACAGAUCUGCUUCUUGCAAGGUGGAUUUGUGGGGUUUUCUGAGGCCUACCCAGAUCUUUGUUCCAGCUCUCACAACAGUCAUUUCUCAGCAGUGGAACAAGCAGCCACAGGUCGAAAUACACCAGCAUAUGACCAGGGGGGUCCGGUGGAACUUUUGCCCUUUCUGUUUUUGGGCAGUGCUGUCCACUCGUCCCGCAGAGAGACCCUUGCAGCAGCGGGCAUCACAGCUGUGCUCAACGUCUCUUCAUCAUGUCCAAACCUGUAUGAGGGGGAGCUGCAGUACCUCCGGCUCACUGUGGAGGACAGUCUGGCUGCUGAUAUCAGGGCCUGCUUCUCCACAGCCAUUGCCUUCAUUGAUUCGGUGAAGCAGAGCGGCGGUCGGGUGCUAGUGCACUGUCAGGCAGGUAUUUCACGGUCUGCCACCAUCUGUCUGGCCUACCUCAUGCACACACAGCGCGUCAGACUGGAUGAGGCCUUUGACUUUGUCAAGCAGCGGCGUCACGUCAUUUCCCCCAACCUGGCGUUCAUGGGGCAGCUGCUGCAGUUUGAGACUGAUGUUCUCUGUCAGGGAUGAAGAUGUGAACGUGCACAGUGACAAAACUGUAGGUGUUGUGCUGAACUCGGAACAUUACCUGGACUCACACACACGUGUGUGCCUUGUGUCAUUUUGAGCCAUAAACCUUUGGAGAAAAGCCGUCUGUGUUGCCACUGUUGCAUGCCAGCUGGAGUUCUACUUUCAGAAGAAAAUGAGAAAUUUGUCCUGAUUCAACACGCAGCAUUUGGCGGCGAAAAUUUCCAAUUAAAUUACUGCAGUAUGCAUAACUGUGAUUCACAGAGAGCAAACUGAAACACCUUGGAUCUAAUUUCCUAGAUAUUAUAUUUAGGUGAAUCAUUCCUCUGUUUGGUUUUGUGUGCAGAUGUGAGUCUUGUUUUGCAUUUUGAAAUAUAUACAUGUGCCUUUUUGCAAAGGCUGUUUUGUUUUCACAAGAAGACAAUCAGUGUCAUGAUGUGUUGUGACACACUGAAUUUAAGGCAGUAAUGCAUAACUCAAGUGUUAUGUCCACUAUGCAUAAAUGCACUUAAUUACAGCUGUCUAAUUAUUCUACAUCCUGAGAUAAAAAUCAUUAAUGAUGGAUUUCAAAGUAGAAAAAUGCCAGGUGCUUUCAUGAUGUAAAUAGAGAUUUUAUUUGUAUUUAUUUUUCAAAACUGUUACGACUGCUGGUACUGUGUUACUAGACUUUAUAUGUAUAUGAUAAGCAAGAACGGACUGAUUCUUGCUGUUUUUCUACCAGAAUAAAACAUGCUGAAGAA